AUGUUGUUCAACACCUUCUCCGUCCUGGCUCUGGCCAAUGUUGCUCUUUCAGCAGCUAUCAGUUCUACCAACUCUUCGAGUGAUGCUGUCUGGGGUAACCAAUUCCCCAACUGUACAAGCAUCAAUCAGAGAAAAUCAUGGACUGCUUUGACCGAUGCUGAGAAAAAGGCCUACAUUGACGCCGAGUUGUGCCUGAUGAGCAAGCCACCAAAGCUGGGGGUCACCGGAUCUCAAAACCUUUGGGAUGAUCUCAUGUACGCGCAUAUCUACCAAGCAGGUGUCAUCCACAAUGACGGACCAUUCUUGCCUUGGCACAGACUGUACAUGCGAGUCCAUGAGAUCUACCUACAGACCGAAUGCGGAUACACUGGUGCUCAACCCUACUGGGACGAGCAAGCCGACACCGACCUUGCCUCGAUCGCCGACUCUGCCGUCUUUGACCCCGUCACUGGUUUUGGCAGCGGCAAUCUUGAUGCAGACGGUUGUGUGGCAGAUGGACCGUUUGUCAACUUGACAAUGCAUCUGAACCAGACCAGCAACGACGCCAACUUCUGUCUUACUCGCGACUUCAAUCAGACGGAAUUUUACCAGGCAAACCGAACCUAUGUGGAUGAUUGCAUGGCAAUUGACAACUACACUGAUGCCUGGAACUGCUGGGGAACAAACCCCCAUCUGGCCGGACACAUGGGUGUUGGUGGAACUAUGUUGGAUGUCGUAUCCAGUCCCGGAGACCCCGUCUUCUUCCUACACCACACCAACCUUGAUCGACUCUGGUGGCAGUGGCAGAUGGCCGACAAUGAACACCGUCUCUACGACAUUGGUGGACCCGUUGUUGCGUCCGAGGCUUUCCUGGAGCUGAGCAACCUGGAUUAUCCUGGUGCCGACCUUUUGGACUACAAUGGCGAAGUCGGCAAUGUGACAACCCUAGCCCACAACCUGUGGACUGGUGGCUUGCUCCCCAAUAUUACCAUUGGUGACAUUAUGGAUCUUGCCAAUGAUAUGAACUGUGCGAAUUACGUCGUCUAA
Pestalotiopsis fici W106-1 is the source of this 1026-nucleotide messenger RNA. RefSeq lists its product as uncharacterized. The coding region runs from base 1 to 1026 and encodes 341 amino acids. Gene Ontology annotation, molecular function: oxidoreductase activity. The record is from RefSeq and is a predicted model, not a curated record. The transcript is spliced from 4 exons. NCBI's taxonomy places the organism in Eukaryota, Fungi, Ascomycota, Sordariomycetes, Amphisphaeriales, Sporocadaceae.